AUGCCGAAGCGCAAGCUCCGUUCGAACACCAAUGAAGCAGCGUCGAACAAAAGACAAGCGACAGACAUGGCGACAAUUGAGCCACUGAACACGAAGUCGGAUUCACCCGAAGUAACUCCUACCAGCGAAGCCACGUCACGGAAGAUUGCUAAAUGCUUGUCAUUGACGCAGGACCGUCUUAAUAUGGAUACUACAGACUUCAUGGGAUUGCUUCCUGCGGCUGAGAGAGAAUAUGCGGAGAAGGUACUCAGGGUUCACAAGGUGUACCAUAAAGCUGCUCAAGUCCUCCUUCCUUUUGCUGCCGAAGCCCUAGCUAUUGUGGAUGAAAUAGAGCGCAUCGACCGUGUCAUCCACAAGGCGUACUUCAUCUACCAGACCAGCUUCGAGAAGACAGAAAACAGAGUCGUCGAGCGACGUUUCGUGGAAGCGGCUUUGAAGGCUCCAGAGAAAGACCUUUCUUUUUUGUUGAGCAAGAAGCGGGCCCUCCGCAGGGAUACAACGGAUACAGUCGACAGCGUUACUCAAGUGAAGGAUGAUAUCGCGGACAUCUUGGAAGAGGAGGGUGGAGCCAAGAAAGAGUUGUUAAGUUUGCAAGAGCUCGUCUCGGCAUUCUUUACAGCGGAAGGAAUGUUGAAUUGCCGAGUCAAGACGUUCAACACGGAUAGGGAAGUACUUGCAGAUGCCUCACCGACCUUCGCCUGGGUGCGAACUCUGGAUCACCUCAACUACGGCGGUUAG
Molecule: messenger RNA, 738 nt
Organism: Cladophialophora yegresii CBS 114405
Lineage: Eukaryota; Fungi; Ascomycota; Eurotiomycetes; Chaetothyriales; Herpotrichiellaceae
Exons: 1
Coding region: 1-738 (245 amino acids)
Source: RefSeq, a predicted model, not a curated record